Messenger RNA from Hipposideros armiger (great roundleaf bat), 5439 nucleotides. RefSeq names its product O-acyl-ADP-ribose deacylase 1 (gene OARD1). Gene Ontology annotation, biological process: peptidyl-glutamate ADP-deribosylation. The transcript is spliced from 6 exons. The coding region runs from base 343 to 801 and encodes 152 amino acids. The record is from RefSeq and is a predicted model, not a curated record. Lineage: Eukaryota; Metazoa; Chordata; Mammalia; Chiroptera; Hipposideridae.
GACCCUACGACUCGAACACCGCCCUGAACGUAAUACUACGCAGGCGCUAACUAGCUCCUUUGGCAAUUUCCAUCCUUUUUCUUUGCGGCCACUGGAGACACACCCCUGGGGCUAAUGCGCAAGCGCCGUUCUUCCCCGCUCGCGGUCGGCUGUCUCGUUACGCAUGCCCGGGUGGCGGCGGGAGACUCCGCGGAAUUUACCGCCGGAAGUUCGGCGGCCAUAACCAAAGAGUGCAGGUUCGGAUAGGUAGCUAGAGGGGCUCGUUUCCACAUCGCUCCCGCGUAGUAGGCGGCCAUCUUAGCUGAAGAAACAUUUAAAUUCUGGAGAUAGCGACUCAGUAUCAUGGCCGGCAGCCCUAAUGAAGAUCCAGAAGGAAGCAGAAUCACUUAUGUGAAAGGAGACCUUUUUGCAUGCCCCAAAACAGAUUCUCUUGCUCACUGUAUCAGUGAGGAUUGUCGAAUGGGGGCUGGGAUAGCUGUACUCUUCAAGAAGAAAUUUGGAGGGGUGCAGGAAUUGAUGAAUCAACAAAAGAAAUCUGGAGAAGUGGCUGUUCUGAAGAGAGAUGGGCGAUAUAUAUAUUACUUGAUUACAAAGAAAAGGGCUUCACACAAGCCAACUUAUGAAAAUUUGCAGAAAAGUUUAGAGGCCAUGAAGUCCCAUUGUCUGAAGAAUGGAGUCACCGACCUCUCCAUGCCCAGGAUUGGCUGUGGUCUUGAUCGUCUGCAAUGGGAAAAUGUGUCUGCAAUGAUUGAGGAGGUGUUUGAGGCAACAGACAUUAGAAUUACUGUAUAUACACUCUGAACAGAUGAACAUUUGGAUGUGUCCGUGUUUUCCUGUGUCAUCCUUAGUGGGCCAUAGGACUGGGCAAACUGACCUUAAAAUUGUCAGAGGAGUUUCAUGGGAAGUAGUCUGUGUCACAGGCCAGGCUGUAUUCCUGAUUGGACUGGAACUGUGGACGAGGGGUUGCUUGGGAAAUGUGGAUGUGAUUUUUUUUUUUUUUUGCAGGAAGGUAGGUGAUAAUAGAUGGCCUGAUGGUAGGCGGGAAACCAGAUGGUCUGCCUAUGACCCGUUUUGCUCCAGGAUGCUACCUGAUUUGUUUGGCUUGCCACUAGGUGGCAGCAUUGAUUCUACUUCUCUGCUGUUGAAGAGAAACUUUAGGAAUGAUGAACAUAUUUAAUUUUGCAUCUCUUGUAGCUUGUGCAUUUAAUUUGUAUUAUCCUUACGUCAUCAGAUUCAUCCUAGGAGAGAAUUUUGAGGGGUUUUUUGUUUGUUUAAAUUACAAAAAUGGGUUUUUACAUUAUUAAGGAAAAUCAAUGUCAUGGGCUCCACUGAGGCUCUGUACACGUUUGUGUUGUUCCGGAUUUGGAUCAUGGAGGAUUCACUUGUAACUUAAUUUGGAAAAGUCAGAGAGGGCGUCCGGUGGGAAGAGCAGCAAGGUGAGAAAUAAGAAAGAAUGGACAGGAAGUUUCAACAUAAUGGAAAGACAGGUUUUCAGAACGUCUUCAUUGUGCCCUCUUCUGUCUGCUAUGUAGUUUCUUGAUUGAACCUGUCUGAAUCAUGAGACAUGAAACGGUGUAUGUUAAAUGCCUGACAGUGCUUAGUGCAGAGUAAUAUCUCAGUUGGCAACAAAAUCCAUAUGAAUCUUCUUAAAAAAAAAUAAAUAAAUAAAAGACCCACUUCUCCCCCAAAAUCCUAUUUUGGUAGUUGGGGGAUUAGGGAGGAUGACCAGUUUUCUUUGUGUUUUUAAGCCCCAGAGGAUUCUGAGGUAUAACCCACUGAGAUCAAGAACAGUAAAUAUUAGUCUCCUUUUCUUCCUAAGCUAGAAGAGCAGCACUUCGUUUAUUCUUGUUUUUGUGGUGGGGAAAAAAGGUUCAUUUAGCCAGUGCUUCAGUGUCAGAGAUAUUGGGAAAACUGGUGGGGUUUUCUCGCCCCAGUCCCCCACCCCCCUUUGAGGUGUUACAAGUUAAACAGCAAGACCUAUUGAUUUCCCCUCUAGAGUGAAUUCUGGGUCUUCACAGGACUUGCUGUUUUCCCAAGUGUAAACUGGAUUUUAGAAUGGGCUUAUUGAGACACUAGCAGGAGCACUUAAAUAUAAACUUUGUACUUUAGACUUGUGUUCUUGAUACAUUGCAGCCUGAUAUGAGACAGCAGUUGCAAAAAGUAUUUCAUUUCUUUUGUAUUUCUGGAACAGACAAGUUCUCCGUGUUGUCAGGGUGGGGUAGGGGAGGAGCAAGUUCAUUCUCAAACUUUUAGACUGAUGCUUUUCUUGAUACUUUGCUUCUGUUCACAUACAGAUAGUAAAAUUUAAGGGGGAAAAAAAGAAGGGAAACAAUGUCUAAAUAUACAAAACUGAAAAUGAGAAUGGGGUGAUAAGAAAUGUAGAAUCAAAGUAUUUUGCUAGCUAUGCAAAUCUUAACAUGGGUCAAAACAUUGGUUUUAUAGACUUCUACAUUGAAAGGGGUUAGGGUGAAUUUUUUUCCUUGAGUCUGAACCUUGAUUCUUUUAACAAAGCUUUGUCUCUCUGAGGACUGGCUGUAAGUGAAAUUCUAGGACUCAGCAGGGAUGUGAUAAAGUACUUUGUCAUUUGCAGAUAGUCUUGGGGUCAAAUUCCGAUGACUUAUCACACACAAAGCCCAGGGAAAGGAAGCAUUGCCUGAUAAUCAACAUGAACACCUUAUUCCUGGAAACCUAGUUAGAGAUUGGCAAACACCCAGAAAUUCACAUGUGAAAUUUUACUUCUACAUAGGACUCAAACCUUUUAAGAAAUGGGAUUUUUUUAUAUCAUUCUGCCAUCACUAUUAAGUACCACAUGUUGACUAUGCUUACAUGUAUCUGAACAUUGAAAUCUCCCUACUUUUUACCUCCUCAUUAACCAAGAGGCUAAUUACUUAUUAACUGGCUGUGGGGACAUGGACAUCUUAUAAACACAUUUUCUAUGAUUUUUGUUUCCACCUCUGCUAUAGCUUCCCUUCAGAGAAGGGAAAAGUCACAAGUAAUCUCAAGAAAACAUUUUAUGAAGGUCAAGACCAGGAUGAGAAGUCUACAUGGGAGAGUUAGUACCUGUGUUGCCUAGACAAGUCCUGGUCUAAGCCUCCUUUCCACUUUCUAAUGUCAGGUUCGAAGCCUGGGACAUCCCUAUUCCUGGGACUUGAUCACUGUCCAUAGCAUUAUAACUGCGAUAUAUCCAAAUUCCUUAAAAAGCCUGUUCACAGAAAAACCACACCACUUCUUUUAUUAAUGUUGCUGGUUAUUUUUCUUUUAAAAAAAACAAAAACCCAACUUAACAUAAAAUGCAUUUCUGGACAUAUUUCAAAGAUCUUGGCAGAUCUUGGGUCUGAGGCUCUUCACCUUAAGCAGCCCAUUUGGAGGAAUAAUUAGGACCCUCAGCCCCAUGGAUGCCUCGUGCCUAUAUAUGGUUGCUAUUUCUCUUUGCAGCUCACUUUCCUCUUUCCCAGGAGCAGCAUUGGAGAGAGAGGCACAGCUAAAAUUAUUUACAGCGUGAAUAGUGUAUUUUGAGUCCUUAGAGGGCUGUGUGCAGUGGGGGUGGUUGGCAUCGAAUGUUGUCCAGCUCCAAGUGGUAGGAAGUCAGGCAUGUCCCAGAUGGCCACACAUGUCACCGCUGUCUCUUGGUGGCAGCAGGCAGACCUUGGUGAGAAUACAGAAAGCAUGUUACGGAGAGCAAUGCUGGCCCCAAACAAUGAAGAGAUUUUUUUAAACUAGGGUUUUUCUGUGCACCUUCCCCAAUAAGUCCCUGAAUUUCUCCUCCAUAGUCUCCUGUGAUUCCUGGUUUACCCAGGGUUGAAUCUGUUCAAUAUCAGUGUGGUUUGCACAGAGGAAGUCCCAGAAGAGAUCUGCUUUCACUCUGUUCUCGAGUUGAAUAUUUGGUGAAAUCCUAUUCUGUUACUUUUUUUUAAAAAGAUGGAAUAAGACCUAAGAGGAACAUUUUCUUUUAACCAGUGCCCAUUUCUGGGCAGUAUUUUAAGCAGAGGUAUUCAUUUGGGCUUUUAGGUUACAAUUCUGUUUCAUGCCAAUUAUUUUUUUUUUGUUUAACUUGAUGUAUUUUAACCUUUUCCUUCAGACACAUGAGCAACUCAAAUAGAGUACAGGGAAGCAUGUUAAUGGGUCCAGAUAAUACAGUUAUGUACAUUAAUGGAAGGAGACUUAGAAUGUGGAACAUGCUCAAUAAUACUUAAGAAUAAUUUGACUUAGAAAUGGACUUUUCCCUCAAACUGAUUUCUCUAUUUUCUGUUUAGCAUAAGAUACAACCCUCAACUAUCCAAAAGUAAAAGCUCUUUUUAAUUCUUCUUGAAAUGCUUAAUUUUUAUAGCAGAUUUAGGUAUCUAAUUAUUUGACUUAAUGAGGACACACAUACACACACACAUCCCUGAGGACUUGCUAGUUAGGCAGCUGGAAGAAGUGGCCUGUGACUCUGAAAGAUGUUUAAAGAGAUUAAAGUAUACUAAGGUUAAAAUUAAGCUACCAGUCGUCAUUCUGUAGAAUCUAAGGUUUAUAAUGACAGCGAUAGCACCUAUGCUCACAAAAUCUUCAAGGAAUUUAAAAGCUAAUUUUGUAUCUUAAGAGGUCACCCUUAGAAAUCUUUUUAUUACCUCUCAUGACCAUGCAGAGUGUCUCAGUUUAUACGAGCAGAGUACCAUGUGACAUUACCUGACCAUAGUCUCACUUAAUUCAAUGAAUGGGUCCUGCCUUUUGUAAGAAAUGGCUGGAAUUCCUGUCUUCAUAGAUUGGCAAAUACCCAACUGGAGAAUUAUCAGGCACCCUGAGUGCAUGUCUAAUAGCUAACAUCUGCCAACAUCAAGCUCCAGAACAUUGAUAUUUUCAAAAUGUGUCUAUGAAGUGACAUCUCUUAAGAGUAUUAAGAGUGAGACACACCACAAAUAAAUUGAAUCUCUUCAUGGAAGCAUAUACUGCUUUCGUGUUUUAGUAAUACGUGAGUUGUUUCAGAAUUGAAGUUGUAAAGAGGGUGGUGAAGACCUUUCUCUGUCGCUGGAGGACUUUGAUCAGUAACUCAGGCUUUGUAAAGGAUCUUAGUCAUAGCAUUGCUGUGGGAGCAAACUAGACCAAAUUCAAAAAAAGACAGUAAAGGAUCCUUUACCCUCUUUCCUGGGGGUAAUCAGCCUGUUUCUGCAAGAGUCUAAUUUACCCGCAGCAAGAGGCCAAAUUGGCCUUAAUUGUGUCCUAAUUAUUUGCUUAAAUAGCUAAUUUUUACUUCCAGUGCUCCUAUCACAUCUUGAUGUCUAGUAGGCUACUUCUGAGCUGCUGCAUAAUUUACAGACAUUUUUUCAACCCUUUACACAUUCCUGCAUAGAAGUUGUUGCUGUAUUAUGCCCAUUCCUGCAUUCAGCAUUUUUCUGUGAGUCCUGCUGAGGUCUUCUCAACAUACAAAAUAAAUAAAAUGUUCUUGUAUUAUAUAUUCACACA